Molecule: messenger RNA, 1211 nt
Organism: Wallemia mellicola CBS 633.66
Lineage: Eukaryota; Fungi; Basidiomycota; Wallemiomycetes; Wallemiales; Wallemiaceae
Product: TPR-like protein
Exons: 2
Coding region: 21-1211 (396 amino acids)
Molecular function (GO): Hsp90 protein binding
Source: RefSeq, a predicted model, not a curated record
CAUCAGAAUAAAAAGAAAAAAUGUCAAAUAUUGAUAUUGAAGAAGCUGUAGCUAAAUUAGCUGAAAUUGGUAAUACAGGUGUAAAUCCUUCACUGGCUGAACCGAGAAGACCACCGACACAGGAGGAACUCGAUCAAACUCCUUUAUUUAUGAAGUCUCUACCAGACAAUUAUGAAGAGAAUGAAACUAUACAGGCAUUACAGUCCUUAGCUUUUGAAGGUACACCAGAUGAAGUUGCAUCACAAUUUAAAGAACAAGGAAAUGACUACUUUAAAGGGAAAAGAUACAAAGAAGCAAUUCAAUUCUACACUCAAGCUAUAGACGCUAAUCCUACCGAUAAAGCAUUGUUAGAAUCAAUCUAUUCAAACAGAGCAGCUUCAAAUUUAGAAUUACAAAACUUUAGACAAACACUUAGAGAUACUUCGGAGACAUUGAAGAUUAACCCACGUAACACAAAAGCGCUCUAUAGAGCAGCAAGAGCCCUUAAUGCUUUAGAAAAGUAUGACGAAGCUACAGAUGCAGUAAAACACGUUCUUUUAUUAGACCCAGAGAACAAACAAGCACAGGUUUUGAUUCAACACAUCAAAACUAAAUAUCAAGCUCAGUUGAAGCGUAAAAUUGAAGUGACGGAAUCACAAAGAAGAAAGAAUGAGUCAAUGGCUGCAUUAAGGGAUGCGAUUGAACUCUCAGGUGCGAUUGUCAAAGGAGACAUCUUCAAAAGAGACCAUCCAGUAAAAUUCGAUACAAACUACUUAGAAGAAUCAUCAAAGGAUUCAAUACCACUUUUCCCACCAAACAUCUGGUCAGCACCCUCACCAACUACUCCAAUUCAAUUCCCAGCUAACAUCCUCUACCCAAUCUCACCUGUCGGACCAAUGGCUGAACAUAUUGCAGGGUUCUCUACUUUGUCUACAUUCAAUGAUCAACUUCACCCUAUGCUUAAUCCACCACCACCAUGGGAUGAAGCUGGUGAAUAUGCUGGGCAAGCUGCUGUCUCAGUUUAUGUAGCAACAGAACAAGGCAAAUUACUUAAAGUAGGUAUGGGAUUAACACUUUCAAAGGUAUUAGCAGCAGCUAGUAAGGGUAAGUCAUCACAGCAAGAUGGUAUUCCAUUAUUGGAAGGUGCAUUCAACUUCAUAGUACUUCCAAAAGGUGAUAAAGAGAAGAAGUGGGUGGAAGAGUUCAAGAAGAACGCAUCUAAAGCACAGUAA